Messenger RNA from Cylicostephanus goldi, 774 nucleotides. Lineage: Eukaryota; Metazoa; Nematoda; Chromadorea; Rhabditida; Strongylidae. The record is from the annotation of a GenBank genome assembly.
CUCACAUUGAACUGCGAAACCACCAAGGAUGAGGUCAAGGAGUACUUUCAUAGACAUCAGCGUGAUUUGAAGAAACGAGAAGAUGCAUUCUUGAACGAGAUCGAUUCUUUCCAUGCUACGGAAAGUAGGCUGAUGAGUAAUUUACGCGAUGUUCUCGAGAUCGAAUCGUCAAAUAUGAGUGAGGCAGUGGCUAGACUCGAUGCAGCUUUGAAGGGAGAAUGCACUCUCGAAGAUUCGGAACUUGUCCGUUUGAAGAACACCUUUUCCGAGGGUUUGGAGUACCUAAGAAAUUUCCAGCCUGAUGCUGACGAGCUAUUCAAUCGCAAAGUUAGAUUCUCAGCUGGAGAUGAUGCUGCCAGAUUGCCUCAGUCUAUUGCCACCUGUGGAGAACUGUGUGUGCUCAUGCCUCAGUUCGCCGGAAGAUAUUUACCAUUGGAACAGUCAUAUCUGCCACGUCCUUUCCGUCUACCUCUAGAAAGCGAUCAACAUCGUUCUCGUCACGAGGAUGCAAGGGCUAACGACAGGGAUCGGCCGUCAUCUAGAGUCACUGCACGUGAUCUCGACGAAGGCUCAAUCAGAUAUCGUCGUCGUCAACAACUAGAGGAAGAAGCUUGGAAUCGUCUUCGCGGACCAUCCGACAGAAAUGGAGCAUCAUCGUCCGAACCUGAGCGAUCUCAAGUCGGAAGAAGCCCAUGGUCCAAACCUCCAGAAGCCUCAUCGCUAAAUGCAACCCCUGCUCCAGAAAAUACACCGAAAGAGGUAACACCGGAAUGA